This is a messenger RNA of Ceratotherium simum simum (southern white rhinoceros), 811 nucleotides long. RefSeq names its product transmembrane protein 270 (gene TMEM270). NCBI's taxonomy places the organism in Eukaryota, Metazoa, Chordata, Mammalia, Perissodactyla, Rhinocerotidae. The record is from RefSeq and is a predicted model, not a curated record.
AUGGAGGUUGUCCCUCCUGUGAGAUCCAGCCUUGUGGGGAUUCUGCUACUGGUGGGGAAGCUCUCAGUGCUGCUGGUCCAGAACCGGGUCCGCCUCUAUAAUUUCUUGCUCCUCAAGAUCGUCCUCUUCAACCACUGGCUGUCGGGGUUGGCCCAGGAGGCCCAGGGGUCCCGUGGCUGGCAGGCCCACUCACUGCCCCCGGCACUCACAGCCUGCCCCAUGGGCCGGGUUCUCCGGGCUGGACUGGCACUGAUGGAGGUUCCUGUGCGGCUGGUGCUGCGGGCACCCAGGCUGGUGUGGACAGGCAUGCUGGGCUGUGCCCGGGCCUUGGGCCUGGCCCCAAAGCGGCUAGGUGCCUGGGAGCAGCCGGGCCUGUCUGUGGCCACCUGGACAGACCUGUCUCUGUCAUGUCUACACAGCCUGAUGCUGGCAGUCUUGUUGCUGCUGCUGCUGACCUGGAGGCUGUGCUGGACAGCCCACCGCUGUAGCCUGGGCUGGCUGCCCAGCAAGGCCGCGCUGGAGAAGCGCGUGGUGCGGGAGCUCCUGGCCCUGCUGAAGCGUCUGUACUGGAGGGUGGAGAGCGCGGCAGUGCUCACCUCCUGGCACCUGGCCUAUCUCCUCACCUGGACCACCUGCCUCGCCUCCCACCUGCUGCACGCUGCCUUUGAGCACACGGCCCAGCUGGCGCGGGCCCAGGAGGUUGAGCCCCAGGAGGCCCCAGGGCCCUUGUCUGAGUCCCUGCUUCCUGAGCCCCUGGUCCCCCAGGCUGGGCCAGUCCUGCCAGAGCACGGAACCCCUGGAGAAUAAAUCU